Messenger RNA from Monodelphis domestica (gray short-tailed opossum), 1098 nucleotides. It is a transcript of the gene GLIPR1, whose product is annotated as GLI pathogenesis related 1. The record is from RefSeq and is a predicted model, not a curated record. NCBI's taxonomy places the organism in Eukaryota, Metazoa, Chordata, Mammalia, Didelphimorphia, Didelphidae. Gene Ontology annotation, cellular component: extracellular region.
GAAGUGAUGCAAAGAAGUUUCUUUAAAGGCAGUGACAACUUCCUGUGAGAGGCAGUUCUUUGGAGUUGGAGUUGGAGUUGGAGGCUGGUAAAGGAUCUUCUUUGUGGACCUGAGACUCUGAAAUUUGGACACACCCUCCAAGCACCCACAGAGGUCUGAUGCCUCCUUCUCUCAAGAUUUAUUGGAUACAGAAGCUGAAUGGUCAUGGAUACCAGACUUGGGAUAAUGAUAUUUUCCAUUUUUCCACUUUGCAAUUGCUCUUAUACUAAGGAUACUCUGCCCAAGAUCACCAAUGAAGAUUUCAUCAAAGAAUGCGUGGACAUUCAUAACAAGUUGCGAUCCAGUGUGAGUCCCAAAGCCAGUAACAUGCUAAAGAUGUCCUGGGAUCCAGACUUGGCCAAGACUGCGAGAGCCUGGGCAAAAAGGUGUGAGUUUAAGCACAAUAUCUACCUGGACACGGCCAAAAUGGCGCACCCUACUUUCAAUCCAGUGGGAGAAAAUAUGUGGACUGGCUCACUCGGGCAAUUUACUCCAACUGUUGCCAUCCAGAUGUGGUAUGACGAAGUCAAAAACUAUGACUACCAGACUCAGAAAUGCACGGGGGUGUGUGGCCAUUAUACUCAGGUUGUCUGGGCAAAUAGUUACAAGAUCGGCUGUGCAGUUCAAUUUUGUCCCAAAGUUAAAGGGUUUGGCGCGCUUUCCAACGGGGCACAUUUUUUAUGCGACUAUGGACCAGCGGGAAAUUACCCAACAAGACCCUAUAAGAAAGGAAAUGCCUGUAGUGACUGCAGAGGGGAAAAAUGUGUGAAGAAGCUGUGUGAAAAUCCCAACCGUGACGAAGUUAAAGGUACUAAUUUCCAUCCAGUUUGGGAGAUAUUUGAACGCAAUCGAAAACUUUCUCUUACUCUUACUUUGGGGCCACUUUUUAUUAUUCUGUUUGCUAUAGUAGUCUCUUUGAUAAAGCAUUAUUACCCAAGGCAAGUUACUUCUGAAGAACUUAAAUCCAAAAGGAAUAAUACAGGAUAAUGUCUGAACCAUCAAAUAUUGAUAAUUCAGAAAAGGAAAAUACAUCUCUGAAUAAUUUCAAAAAUCUAAAAA